CAAAUAACAAAAUACCAUUACACCAACAUCACCAACUUUUUAAAACCCCACAAGUUGAUUAUUUGAAUUUGCUUUUAGGUCCUCAAGUUCAAGAUUGUUUCAAUUUGCACAAUCUGCAUAAAUCUUUCUGAAAUAUAACUUUUUUGCCCUCUAAAACUCAAGGGUUUGAUUUUUCUUCUUCAACUACGUUAAGAUUUCUCCUACACUUUUCUUUUUCACCGUAUUCUCUUUUAGUCCUCGAUUCUCUACGCGUUUCAGCGUCAAGUCUUCUAGAUCUCUAAAGCCUUCGUGCUCGCCAAUAUAAAUCUCUGAGAUCGGUCCCGUAAAAUCGGAUUCGCGUCGUUUUUGAGUAAAAAAAAUGGCGCAACAAUCGUUGAUCUACAGUUUCGUCGCUCGUGGUACCGUUAUCCUCGUUGAGUUCACAGAUUUCAAAGGCAAUUUCACAUCAAUCGCUGCUCAGUGCCUUCAGAAGCUUCCUUCUUCUAACAACAAGUUUACCUACAACUGCGAUGGUCACACGUUCAAUUACCUCGUCGAAAAUGGAUUCACCUAUUGUGUUGUUGCAGUUGAUUCUGCUGGGAGGCAGAUUCCUAUGGCUUUCUUGGAACGAGUUAAGGAGGAUUUCAACAAGAGAUAUGGUGGUGGAAAGGCUGCAACUGCUCAAGCAAACAGCUUGAAUAAAGAAUUUGGGUCGAAACUGAAAGAGCAUAUGCAGUAUUGCAUGGAUCAUCCUGAUGAGAUUAGCAAGCUUGCUAAGGUUAAAGCUCAAGUGUCUGAAGUUAAAGGUGUUAUGAUGGAAAACAUUGAGAAGGUUCUUGACCGUGGUGAGAAGAUUGAGCUUUUGGUUGACAAAACAGAAAACCUUCGCUCACAGGCGCAAGAUUUUAGAACACAAGGAACUCAAAUGAGAAGAAAGAUGUGGUUUCAGAACAUGAAGAUAAAGCUCAUUGUCCUUGCAAUUAUCAUUGCCUUGAUUCUCAUCAUCAUCCUCUCAAUUUGUGGGGGAUUCAACUGCGGUAAAUAAGUCUGGAACAUUUCUUCCCGGCGUUAUCGACUGCGCUCUGUGCUUCCCAAGAUCUCUGAGAAUAUCUUCAUUCAGUUCGUUGUGCUACCUUUUUGUUUUGUUUUUGUUUUUGUGAUUUCUAUAUUCUCAUACUAUAUGUUUCUUCUUAGAUUGUACUUCUUGAAAUUUGUUUUGUAUAGGCUAUAUAUAUUAUACAUAUAUGUAUGCAUGUUCGACAAUCUGCAAUGUUGCUAUUGCUGGUACUGACACUAAUUCUUGCAAACCAAUAUUUGGACGAUACUUGUUCUUGGCAAUUUACUAAUUUCUUUGGUCUGUUGAUGAGACUCUAGUUGCGGAUUGCAGUGAGGUAUAAGCAUAGUCCACAGCCGGUUAAUAUUAAAUGGAG
Messenger RNA from Arabidopsis thaliana (thale cress), 1409 nucleotides. It is a transcript of the gene SAR1, whose product is annotated as synaptobrevin-related protein 1. Gene Ontology annotation, biological process: vesicle-mediated transport; membrane fusion. Bases 359 to 1024 code for a protein of 221 amino acids. The record is from RefSeq and is marked reviewed. Gene Ontology annotation, cellular component: membrane; early endosome membrane; plasma membrane. The transcript is spliced from 5 exons. Lineage: Eukaryota; Viridiplantae; Streptophyta; Magnoliopsida; Brassicales; Brassicaceae.